Molecule: messenger RNA, 519 nt
Organism: Sander lucioperca (pikeperch)
Lineage: Eukaryota; Metazoa; Chordata; Actinopteri; Perciformes; Percidae
Product: phosphoinositide-interacting protein-like
Exons: 2
Coding region: 111-458 (115 amino acids)
Source: RefSeq, a predicted model, not a curated record
UUGAUCAUAGAGAGGAUAUAGCUCCUUCAUAUGUAUCUGAGGAGGUGGCUGCAUUGAUUUCAACCAGGGACUGGCUGAGCAGACGGGGAAAGCUCAUAGAGGAGCUGUGGAUGUUCAGUGGCUGGUGUUUCCAUUAUUCAUCAACCAUGGAAGCAAUUGGAGCAACUUCAUUCCCAGAUGACACUGGGAGUCAAAGCCUGUGUCCAGGCCCUGACACAGGCCCUGCAGGCUGGGCCCACCUCCACAAACCCAUCAUCGUGAUGGUGAUGGGAUCCCUGAUGUCUGCCGCAGGCGGACUCCUCUUCCUGCUCCAGUCAUUAGGGGUGACUGAAGCAUGCCACUCGGUGGCCUCGGCCUGCCUGUCCGUUGGGCUGAUGUUUGUGGUGAUGGGGCUGGUGUGGAUCCCCGUACUGAAAGAGAAGCAGAGGCGCAAGCGGUGCUACCAGGAGGAUGCUUAGAAUAGAAGUGAUUCUGUAAUGUGAAAGUGGGAACUAUUUUUUUUUUUUUUUUUGUCAACAA